This is a messenger RNA of Ambispora gerdemannii, 1116 nucleotides long. Lineage: Eukaryota; Fungi; Glomeromycota; Glomeromycetes; Archaeosporales; Ambisporaceae. The record is from the annotation of a GenBank genome assembly.
AUGGACGCAUUUUUAUCGUUCUUUCUUCUCAGUAUAACGAUGCUGGUCGGAUCUUUUCUUGUUGGUAUUAUGCCACUAUUUUUCUCGCCUUCAGACAAAUGGUUAAAAUCUAUAUCAUUAUUUGGAAUUGGUUUACUAGUUGGAACAUCUCUAAUAGUGAUUAUCCCUGAGGGUAUCGAAACCUUGUAUAGUGUGCCCAGAAAUAAUAUAGAAAUAUUUCCGAAUUAUAAUACAAAUCCGAUCGAAGAUACUCCUGUAGAAAGACGGAAUAUUCUUCCAGAAUUCGAUCUUACUGGAUAUAAAAUAUAUGAUAUAUCAAAUACAAACAGAAAUAAUAGACGACAAGAAUCACUGAGCGAGUUUGAAAAACCAUCAAACAAUGAAGUGGAUUCUAUUGCGCCACCCUCACAAAUUGAUGGUGACAAUGAUAAAGAAAAUCUUGCUCAUCGUUAUAUAGGAAUAGCUUUAAUAUCAGGAUACAUAUUGAUGUUUUUAAUUGAUCAAAUUGACACCUUUCAUGAGCAAUCUCCAAGUCGUCUUGACACGGUUGAAUAUACUGAAAUGAAUGCUUUUGCAGAGGACAAUAUUGGAAUCGAAGAUGAUCGUGACAAGGAUAUACAUAUUAAUAAUAUGACCGGUAAUUUCCCAGCAAAGAUUAAAUCGCAUUCUAUGACUAUCGGACUGGUUAUUCAUGCAGCUGCAGAUGGCAUCGCUCUCGGAGCAUCAGCAAAUCAACCUACUAUCGAAUUUAUAGUUUUUCUGGCAAUUAUGCUGCAUAAAGCACCUUCUGCCUUUGGACUUUGCACGAUUCUUCUCCGCGAGGGUUACAGUCGUCAAAGAAUCCGGAAACAUGUAGCAAUUUUUUCAAUGUCCGCUCCUUUGACAGCUAUUAUAACUUUUAUGCUACUGCAAAGUAGAGCUCAACUAAAUCCGAAUAGUAUGCAAUGGUGGACUGCAAUCUUGUUGCUUUUUUCUGGAGGCACUUUUCUAUAUGUGGCGAUGCAUGUAAUGCAAGAUGUCAACAACGGUCCCGGAAAAUUAUCAGGUCAACAUAUUGUCACUCUAAUAUUGGGAAUGUCCUUCCCGCUGCUAUUAGAAUUUGAGCACACACACUAA